This is a messenger RNA of Talaromyces amestolkiae, 1914 nucleotides long. RefSeq lists its product as uncharacterized. The coding region runs from base 1 to 1914 and encodes 637 amino acids. The transcript is spliced from 3 exons. NCBI's taxonomy places the organism in Eukaryota, Fungi, Ascomycota, Eurotiomycetes, Eurotiales, Trichocomaceae. The record is from RefSeq and is a predicted model, not a curated record.
AUGGUUCAUGAUCUCUCGGGGCUGGAUGAGGAUCUACCUGAUGCUCCUACUGUUCCUGAGCGGGAAACGGGGCGUUCAAAUGAAGGAGACGAUAGGGGUAAUGAUCUGGCGAGAAAAAGAUUAGACCAGAUCAUCGACAUUUGGGAGGAUUUCGUGACUCAAGUACCACAGCCGCCAGUCUUUCAUACCUCGGCUCAAGCCAGUAUAAAUGGUAUGAGCUCGUCAUCUUCUGCACGUGUUGAGCCAACGCAUACGGAUGCAGCAUCUUCAGUAGGGGAACUACAGCUCAGUAUCCCGGUUAUGCAACGCGUGGCCUUGACUAAAAUACUUGCCGCGUUGGACGAGUUCAGUAAAGCCCGAUCACACCAAGACUGGAGCGUCGGCAGCCGUGCCGAUGCAGCGUACGACAAGAGUUCGUACGACUUGACGCCCAGCGACAUAAUUAAUGUCCUCGCAGCACCACAUCCUCUCAUAUCGAGUUUUCACUGGUCCAACUCGACGCUUGCGACGUCUCGGUCAACGGAAACGAUAAGUAUGGAGCUGCUUGACGGCAAGAUGCAGAAUGAAUCAAAGACAUUACCAUACAAGAUCAUCCUAAAUUUCCAGGCUGCUAUGUUACUUGAUCGACAAGAAGAGCUUCCGGGCGGGAUACGGGAACAUAUCGAAUUGAUCAAGAGACGGAAGUUCCAUGACGUCUUAUCGAAAUUGGAUCAGAUUAGUCUCCGUACUCCGCCGUCGUUGCAUAUGCUACGGGCACAAUGUAUGGGUGUAGUGAUCCUUCAACUUUUUGGGAAUGUGCCCGAGGCAUGGAGCAUGAUGAUCGCUGCGUCACGGACCUUCGUCGGUCUGGGCUACGACGCUUUUCAAGUUGAUGGGCAAAUAUCAAAUGAAGAUCGCGAAGCAUGUAUUGUGUGGUGUUAUCAGCUAGAUCGGUCAAUGAGUUUACUUCUGCGUCGUCCCCCAUUGUUACCGAAAUCAGCUAUACCGCCUCAAUUUUCUCGAAUUCCAUUAGACGAUGGGAUCGACUGGAGUCUCCAGUUCAUUCAAUUGAGUCUAGAUCUUACGCAUAUCCAGGGGUUGAUAUCAUUUCUUACAAGUGACUCGGGCAAGAAAAUGCACUGGACGGAUCUUGAGCCUUUGCAUAACGAAUUGAACAAACUAUGGGAGCGUCUUGACACUUGGGAAGUUGAAAGCCCUGCCAGCGUAUCUGAUGUAUUCGUUCAUGAUUUAGACCAUCUCCGUUUCAGAGGGUAUGCAACUCAGACGAUACUACUGCAGACGUCAACCGACGUAGCCAAGAGCAGUCUAUUACAACGAGUAGCAGUGGAUUGUGCUCGAAAGUGCUUUGAGUCUUUGCGAGAUUUGACCAGGAAUGAGCAGAAACUCGAGAUGAUUGAUUUGAGCUGGGAUGCCCUUCUCUACUCUAUUUCUCCGUUAUGCGUCCUCUCCUACAACAUCAUGCGCACCCGCGACGUAACAGAUCUUAAACUUCUAGAAGACUUUGCGAGGUUCAUAUCCGUGCGCAUCAUUGGAACGUCGACAGACAACAACCCGCUCGCUACUCGCAUUUACAGUCUCUAUAGAUCGAUUAUUAAUACCUGCCGUCCGCUCGUUUCUGCUGCUCCCCCUCCCACAACGGCAGGUCAACCUGCUUACUCUACAAACCACACUCCGCACAGGAAAAACUUUAUGAAUUUUGAGCAUUUCUUUGGCGGCAUUGGUUCGGCCACGGGGUCAUCGUUGAGUAGCAGCACCAAGGAGAUGAGUCAGAAUCGCAAUGGGAGAAGUGCAACCAACGCCAUUGUCGAGGGAAACGGUACUCAAAUUGACGACGGCAUUGAAGAUGCGAACGUCACCGAGGGGCGGUUUAUGGAGUUGCUUAUGUAUCGGGUCAAGAUAGGAUGGAGCGAUUAA